AUGGAAGCUUCUAUAGUGGAACUUGUUAAUGAAGCGGCCAAAAGGAAAACAAAAAAAUCCAAUGUGUUCACAAACAAGGAUAACGAAUUAAUGAAAAGAUUCCCUGGUCUAAUGGUCCCAAGGGGACAUGAAUUGACUCAAAUGGAUGACUUAGAAAAUCAACGAAAGGAUAAAUUUUGGCAAGCCCCUGAAAAAGAUUGGAUCAAGAUAAAUUUUGAUGGGGCCUCUCUAGGCAAUCCUGGGCAUGCAAGGGCAGCUUGUGUGGCCCAAAAUGAUCAAGGACUCAUUGUGGGGAAAUCAGUUGAAUACAUUGGAAUGACAACAAAUAAUGUUGUGGAAUUUAGAGCUGCCUUGAAAGCAAUCGAACUUGUCAAAAAACUGAGGGUAGUAAAAUUAUAUUUAGAGGGAGAUUCUCUUUUAGUGGUCAAUGCGAUUGAAAAUAAGUGGGUGGUGAAUUGGCAACUUGAGAUAUGGCUUUCUCUCAUAUUAGAGACUCUAAAUGGCCUUGUCGAGUACAAAAUUAGUCACAUCUUCGAGGAGGGAAAUGGGUCGGCUAAUGAUCUGGAAAAGAUGUUAGCCGCACAUAAGAUCUCUUUUGAAUCAUUACACAUCAAAGCUUGA
Messenger RNA from Cryptomeria japonica (Japanese cedar), 621 nucleotides. RefSeq lists its product as uncharacterized. The record is from RefSeq and is a predicted model, not a curated record. Gene Ontology annotation, molecular function: RNA-DNA hybrid ribonuclease activity; nucleic acid binding. The coding region runs from base 1 to 621 and encodes 206 amino acids. NCBI's taxonomy places the organism in Eukaryota, Viridiplantae, Streptophyta, Pinopsida, Cupressales, Cupressaceae. The transcript has a single exon.